AUGAGUAUCGUGGUUUAUAGUAAUGACACAACAGUGCCAGUUACAGAUUUAUCAAAUAUAGAUAGUGAUCAAAUUGUUAAUUCAGAUUACACAAAUCCUCUAUCAGCGACUAAUAUUCAAAGACAUCAAGCAAAUACUGAUGAUCAGAUAGAUAAACAUAUUCCUUAUCGUUUAUAUCCACGGCGUUUUCCAAUUUUAAUAAUAUUUUGUUUGUGUUCGUUAACAAGUGGUUUUCAAUGGAUUGAAUAUGUUAUUAUACAAAACAUAAUUGUACGUUAUUAUAAUGAAAGUUUACCAUCGGCAGAACACACAGCAAAUGAUAUGGUGACAUGGACAUCACUUCUCUAUAUGGUAACAUACAUACCACUUGCGUUUCCAGCCAUGUGGCUAUUAGAUCGAAAAGGUUUAAAAGUGACAUGUUCAACUGGUGCAUUUUUGAAUGCAUUAGGAGCAUUGAUUAAAUGUGCUAGUGUGAAACCAACAAGAUGGUGGGUUACAUUUACCGGACAGUUUAUUUGUGCAUGUGCACAAUCGUUCACUUUAGGUAUCCCUCCUUUCUUGGCAGCUACAUGGUUUGGUGCAGACUCUGUUUCUACUGUCACAAGCUUGGCAGUAUUUGGUAAUCAAGUUGGUAUUGCCCUGGGUUGUGUGAUACCUGCGUCACUCGUACCUGACGUGGAUGAUUUAGAUUUGAUUGGCCGCCGUUUACAAAUCUUAUUCUUUUCUGUUGGUGCUAUUUGUACUCUUGUUUUUAUUUCAAUGAUUGUGGUCUUUAGACGUCUUCCACCAACUCCGCCGAGUCGAGCACAAGCUCAAUCAUUACAAACAGUUGAACAAAAUUAUGGCAAGACAUUAAAGCGUUUAAUUUGUAAUCGAUGGUUUCUUUUAUUAUUACUGUCAUAUGGUCUGAGCACAGGAUCAUUUUAUGCUGUAUCAACAUUACUCAAUCCGAUUUAUCUGUCGUACUUUGAUAAACAAACUGAAUCAGCCAGCCGAUACGCAGGUGUGAUUGGAAUGUUGUUAAUAUUAGGGGGAAUUCCUGGCGCAUUAUUAGCUGGGUUUAUCUUAGAUCGAACGAAAGCUUACAAAAUAGUUACUUUUGGUGUUUAUUUACUUUCGUUUCUGGCCACGUUAUUAUUUACACUAACAAUUCAAUUUCAUAAAUUUGUAGCGUUUUUUACAAUGACUUUACUCGGGUUCUUUAUGACGGGUUAUCUUCCAGUUGGAUUUGAGUAUGGUGUGGAAAUAACUUACCCACAGAAUGAAGCCAUAUCGGGAAGUUUACUUAAUGUUGCUUCUCAAAUAUUUGGUUUAACUAUAACAAAAUUACAAGAAAUUUUAAUUUUUAAAUAUGGCAAAGUAUUUUGGUCAAAUUUGAUGCUUUGUAUUGUUCUUGCAGUAGGAACUAUUAUUACUGGUCUAAUUCGAUCUCCACUUCGGCGACAACAAGCACAAAAAGGACCAGAUGUUCUAAUCGUCAACUAG
Messenger RNA from Didymodactylos carnosus, 1485 nucleotides. The record is from the annotation of a GenBank genome assembly. Lineage: Eukaryota; Metazoa; Rotifera; Eurotatoria; Philodinida; Philodinidae.